Molecule: messenger RNA, 4640 nt
Organism: Dermochelys coriacea (leatherback sea turtle)
Lineage: Eukaryota; Metazoa; Chordata; Testudines; Dermochelyidae
Gene: IGF1
Product: insulin like growth factor 1
Exons: 4
Coding region: 324-785 (153 amino acids)
Cellular component (GO): extracellular region
Molecular function (GO): growth factor activity; hormone activity
Source: RefSeq, a predicted model, not a curated record
UGUCACCAUGCCCAAAAAAGUCCUUACUCGGUAACUUUGCCAGAAGAGGGAGAGAGAGAGAAGGCAAAUGCUCCCCCAGCUGUUUCCUGUCUACAGUGUCUGUGUAAUGUAGAUAAAUGUGAGGAUUUUCUCUAAAUCCCUCUUCUGUUUGCUAAAUCUCACUGUCACUGCUAAAAUCAGAGCAAAUAGAGCCUGUGCAAUGGAAUAAAGUCCUCAAUAUUGAAAUGUGACAUUGCUCUCAACAGCCACAUCUCUCUGGAUUUCUUUUUUCUCAUUAUUUCUGAGAACAAAUUCAUUUCCAGACUUUGCACUUUUAAGAAGCAAUGGAAAAAAUCAAGAGUCUUUCAACACAAUUAUUAAAGUGCUGCUUUUGUGAUUUCUUGAAGGUGAAGAUGCACACUGUGUCCUACAUUCAUCUCUUCUACCUUGGCCUGUGUUUGCUUACCUUAACCAAUUCUGCCACUGCUGGCCCAGAGACACUCUGUGGUGCUGAGCUGGUUGAUGCUCUUCAGUUCGUAUGUGGAGACAGAGGCUUUUAUUUCAGUAAGCCAACAGGGUAUGGAUCCAGCAGUAGACGUUUACACCACAAGGGAAUAGUGGAUGAAUGCUGCUUCCAGAGCUGUGACCUGAGGAGGCUGGAAAUGUACUGUGCUCCUAUCAAGCCACCCAAAUCUGCACGCUCUGUACGUGCUCAGCGCCACACUGAUAUGCCAAAAGCACAAAGGGAAGUGCAUUUGAAGAAUACAAGUAGAGGGAACACAGGAAACAGGAACUACAGAAUGUAAGAAAAUGCCAUCCACAAGAAUGAAGAAUGAAUGUGCCAUCUGCAGGACACUUCACUGUAAAUAAAUUAUUUGUUAAACAUUGGAAGACUUAAAAACUAUAGUUUAAUAAGCUUGAUGAAAUCUCAACCAGUGGGCAUUCUCCCAAUAAACAAUGCAAGUAAACAUUCCAACAUCAAGUCUUUAGAGAGCAGAAUGUUAUAAACCAACCCAGUGCUAAAAACGUUCUGAGGUUGGUACAAUGCUGCUUGAGUAUUAACCUCUUAUAAAUGUCCUGCACGAAAACUCUUAAAAUCCUGUGCCCCUCAAAAGCCUGCAAAUUUAUGGGCCUUUGAUGGAUCCAAUUGCACUAAAUUAACCUAUGAACCCUGGCCACUGGAGUCAUUCAUCAGCCUUGGUGUAGAGUUGGGGGUUUGUUUUGUUUGGUCUUUUUUUUUUUUUUUGCACUUCUAUACAAGAACAGGCUGGCUGUUUUACAGUGUCUGAUAACUUUGUUUGUCUACCCCUUUCAUAUUUGCACAGUCUGAUAUUCCCAGUAGCAGCAGCAGUAAAGUAACACAACUUUUAGACAUCCAUUUAUUCCAUCUGUGGCAUUUUGACAGCAUAUGGGUUAAAUACAUUUAAGACAAAGCUUUGUUUUUCCACAUCUUGCUAAGAUGCAAAUAGCUGCAACUUGUGAGGCAAAUGAUUGUUAGAAACAGUUAAAGCAUAUGUAGGCUAUUAGACCAUCAAUGAUUGUUUCAGGUAACAAAUUGUUUUGCAACGGUAUAAAUAACUUUUUUUCCUCCAUAUAAUGCAAUAUGUAAAAUUUAGCAUAUCAAUAAUACACAUAUAUCAAACAGUAUGUAAAAUUCUCUUUUAUAGUACAAUGGUGCUAUUUUGUAAUCUGUUAUAUGAAAGGGUCUGGCCAAAACCGUAAAAGGUAAAAGUAAAUAUAGAAAACUAAGCCAAAGAUGAAAUAAAAGAAAGUAAGUAUAUAUAUUAUUUUUAAAAAGACUCAGUGCUUUAGAUUCUUAUUUCAAAAUUGUUUCUCACCUUCAAAAGAAAAUAAAGAUGUGAAGUUCUAAUAGUUUCCUUUUUGAGAUUUGGAUUCUAGUAUUUAUAGUAACACAUUAAUACAGUUACAGUAAUUCUGAACACAGACAUAUACACAUAGGCCCACUGAAGUAAAUAGAAAAACUUUUCAACAGUCUUCAAUAGGUAGGAUUAGGCCCUAAAUCCUUAAGAAACAUUAGUAUUCUGCUCUUAUAACAGGGGGUUAAUCAUACUCUUAUUUCUUCCCACAUCCCUAUGUGACUAAAUCGAGUGUUAAUUACACUGCAGCAUCCCUCUGUAAAUCAGAAAAGCUAACCUGAUCAUCAGUGACAAACAACAGAAGAAACAAUCUGCAAGGAGAAGUGGACAGAGCAGUUCUUUAGACUGUAACUUUGUACCUUUUAUACACCCAGAUACCCUGGAGAUGGAGGAAUAAAUUUGUAUGUUUCUAAUCGCUGCCAUUUCACAGAACCUUGAUAUGUGACACUCUGAUUGAAGGCUAAAACAGCUCUGAAAUAAAGGGUGAUGUGGAACCAACACUGUUGCAGAGGGAGCACCAGAAUGACCUACUAUGGGGAGGAGCACACCCCUUCAAGAUGUGCAACAUAGCUCUACUCUCUGCAUCUGGACAGCUUUGAGCUCUCCACCCCUUAGUAACUUUAAAGUGUUAAAUUACUAAAUUUCAGGAAAUAUCCUGACCUUCUAAAAUUUGAUACAAAAUAAGACUUAAUUACUACAUAGACUUGCACUGAAGUUUAAAAGAAAAGAGAGUUAAACCUGACUGUUGACUAACAAGCAGUGCAAAAAAGGGCUCAAUCUUUUACAUAUUGAAAUCAAUAUUUUUUUGCUAUUUACUUCAAUGGUCGCAAGAUUUGAGCCUACAUUCAAUCGUAAUUAGCACUAACCAUUAACGUUUUGAAAGGAUAGCACAAAUAAAUUCUCUGCACAGCUGGAAAAUUGUACAUAUAGAGUGAAAUUCUCACCUGUGAGGGGGGCCUGAACAAGGCUUAUUAUUAUUAUUUACAUUAUGGCAUAAAUAGGAACCACGAUCAGAGAACAGAGUCAUAUUGUACGGUACUAGCUCACAAACGUAAUAAAAAAGAUGGUCCCUGCCCAAGAGAACACAGAGCCUAGGUGUGUCUGCAAGGCUUGUGGUCCAUAGGCCUUGUAUGGGCCUUAGGCAGGAGUGAAUUUCAUCCAUAAGCAGUAGCCAUUUUCAGAUUGCCCUUUCUGUUGAUGGUUGGCAUGUAUGAAUGCAUGCAUGAAGCCUCUGGUAUGCCAAGUACAAUGGCUCAAUGGCCCUCAGUUUCAACAAGCAAAUGCAUUACAACUCAAGUUCAGAAAAGAACAUGUAGCAAUUUGCUUUACCUUUUACCGAUUUGGCCAACAAUGCCGAAGUGGUGCUAUUGUUUUGUUUAAGAAAGUACUUGACUAAAAUAUAAAAGAAAGCAUAUAAAUAUUUUUUUAAAGUAUGAAAAUGACAAUUAUAUAGAUAAGCUUAUUGAAAUAGAAAUGUCUAGCCAUAACUUUUCAAUUUUUUAAUCACAAAAAAGUUAUGAAGAAAUCUGCUAAAUUAUUGAGAUUGGGCCAGGGUAAGGGCUUUCAAACACAAUACAAUCAUCAACAUUUUAUUUCAAGUGGAUAUUAUAGAUGAAGAAAAGCAUUAUUUAAAGUCAUGAGACCAUGAGUCUGAUUCAAAGCCCACUGAAGUCAAUGGAAGGUCCCAUAUCAUUGAAAUCAGUGGUGGGUUCUGCUUAUAGUCCGUGACACAAUAUAGUCCAGGUUCUAAUUCAGGGAAUGAUUAAUCUGGAACUCCCUAUUUCUCCUGCCUAGCCCUCCAUCCUUCACUAUUAGCCCCAAGCAGUACAAUAAGAUUUUUGCUUGCACAGAAAAUAAUGCAAUACAUGUCUCUGAUCAUGUUGGGAAAAGAAGAAAAAGCAUUGCCAAUGAAAAACAGGUUAUCUUCUAAUACUAAGCAAUUCUGAGUUGUGAGAAAGAGUUGAAAGAUAUGGCUAAUAGUCUGUGAAUUUUUUUUUAACUUUAUAUGGUCACUAUGGACAGCAAUGUGCAAAAAAAUGACAGUUCAUUGUUUUAUUAUUUUUUGAAUGAGAGUUAGUAAGUUAAACCCAAAUAGAAAUUCUUUGAACCUAUAGGCUAGAAUACUUAUGUUCCGAUGAGGUUAUAAUCCAUCUAUUUAAAAUUAUUUUAAAGUUAUUUUUAGACUGAAAAGGAAUUGUGAUAAUUUAUUAGGGACUCAACCUAUACAGCUGGUUACUCUUUUAGGAACACUUCUUCAAUUCAAACAAAUCUUCAAGAUGCCAAAGUUUCACUCAAACAGACUUUUCCAUUGUUAUUUUUUCAAAUGGCAAAUCUAGCUAAAAUGCCUUUGCAUCACUGUUUUGUUUUUUUUAAAGGAUUUUUUUUCACAAAUUGACAAAACGUCUAAAUCUGCCUUGGCAAGACUCCUCACAAAUUAUCCAUUUUACCUGUGGAAAUAGCAUAAAGUAAAGCAAAUGGAUCAAAGUUCUGUCUUGAAAGAGAAAAAAAUCAUAAAUGCAAUUUUUUGUUCAUUUUAAUCCUACACUACACGUUUUGCUUGUCACAGCAUUGUAAUAUUUUACAGGACGAUCAUUGUCCAACACAAUACCUGAUAUAUACACAUCUUUUGUUUGAUUUUUACAUGAAGGAAGUUAUAAUAUCUGAAACUUGAUUACAUAUAGUACAGUAUAGAUACCAGUCUGACAGAGACAAAAACAAGGACCACCCUAAUGCUUACAUUACAUUAGGAAGUCUCAUACUGAUUGCAUAAAGGGUGUAUAUUGU